Molecule: messenger RNA, 3120 nt
Organism: Necator americanus (New World hookworm)
Lineage: Eukaryota; Metazoa; Nematoda; Chromadorea; Rhabditida; Ancylostomatidae
Exons: 24
Coding region: 1-3120 (1039 amino acids)
Biological process (GO): metaphase/anaphase transition of mitotic cell cycle; anaphase-promoting complex-dependent catabolic process; protein K11-linked ubiquitination
Cellular component (GO): anaphase-promoting complex
Molecular function (GO): molecular adaptor activity
Source: RefSeq, a predicted model, not a curated record
AUGAUCGAAUCGGCCAGCGCUGAUACACAGCAAGUUAAAGAAAACGACAUGAUUCUUACGUCAAAAAGGAAUAUUCCAUUGCCAUCAUUCAAAGGGAAAACGGAGAAGUUACUCUUCUGUCAGCAAAAACGUGAAGAAGGGCCGUACCAAUAUGCGAUAGCUGUUGGCCAUGAGGUGACAAUUUCGUCAGGGACGGGUAGAUUGCUUUUGAGACAUGAUGUCUCAUAUGAUAUUAGACAGCUUCUUCAUGUCGUAUUUCCUCCAUCCAAAGGUGAAGAUGAAACGAAUCGCAGUCAAGAGUUCUUUUGCGUUGUUGGAAUAAGAGAUAUGCUAUUUAUAUCUGUGAACGACUCCCAUCCACUUGGAUUCCGUGUGCAAUUUGAUAUCCAUGCCGUAUAUGCGACCAGUUUUGGCCUUCUUGUGGAACGUGAUCUUUCAACGCAAAAGAUUCCACCAGCAGAGGAUCAUGUAGCUUUGUAUUCGCUAUCACAUCCGUUAAAUGAACUAUUGGCAGUUAUAUUCAAACCAAGAGAUUCAUUAACACAGUGGUUAUUCUGUUGGGAGAAGUCAGAGUAUACGAUUGUUGGUACAGAAGAUGACAUCAUGUUGGUUUUUGAUAGAGUGAAUGAAAUACACAGCUUGUUACGAAUACGUAUCACAUCUGAACACGAAGUCCGAUCAGCUGUGGAUCUCCUUGAAAAGCGGAGAACAGAGGUUUUAUCAAGGCAAGCAACGCCAAAUCCUGAGACAUUGAAAACAACACCACUUACAACUCAUCGCUUACAAAAUUCUGGAGCUUCAGUACCAUCAUCACGUCUCCCACCUCGUGCUUCCGCAGCAGCACCUGCUGGAUCACUGAUUCGCUCUGUUCAUACUCGAUCUAUGACCGCUAGAUUGGCGAAUAAACGGUCAUUUCCUCAUCCACCACAUGCACCACCGGCAGACAGUCCAGCGUUGUCGAUUUUCUCACCUAUGUCUCUUGGUGGUCGCUCUGAGUUUGCGAGCACUGUCUUAUCGCAGCCAUACACAACUCUAUACAAAGGAAUCACGCCAAAGAUUCAGGUCUUCAGUCGUGAGUUACAACGCCAACCUGAUUUCGAUCUUUUGUUAGCUGAACUCUGCCUAGAUCACAUCUGGACAGAACCAUCUAGGAGAGAUUCAAGUGGAGAAGUUGCUGACAAGAUAUUCCUGUCACAGAAUGUGCUUUCUCAAAAGUUCGCUAAUUUCUUCAUCCGCUCGCUUGGCCAAUUGCGCUCGAUUCGCGUUGUACAUACUGUCAGCAAUAUAACAACCUCUGGAACGAUGUUAACACUAUCCUGCCGCGACGCAACGGCGCUUAGAGAUGGUGACCUGACAGUUGUUCUGGAACUGGACAAUUCAGUGAGCCUCUACUCUGGGCACGUAAAAUGUGCUGUUGUUGUUAUACCGAGGUUCCCCAUCACACAAUCGAUGUUACUGUACCCAACGGACGACUCUUCCUUUGUUAUAAAAUAUGGAAGCAAACUCACACGUAUCAAACUGCCACCAAUGUUCGUUAAUCCUCUCGCUCGCGACCUUUUUGUUUCCCUCAUGGAUGCAUUGCCUCGGGAAAAAGCCAUGCACCUUAUGCUAGAUUGGAAGACACGUAAUCGAAACUAUGAGAACGACUUGGAGCUCUCUCUUGCCGAACCCCAACUGCACUCGGCUAUUCGUUUCAUACUCGAACAAGCUGGAAUUGUCAUAGAUCAACAUCCUAGAUUACCGUGGCGGAAGAUUCCUCUCAAAAAUGAUAGCUGUGAAAUAGACGCAAAGCAAAGAAGACCGAAAGAAUCUGCAGAAGAGAACUGGAAUCGUUUAGUGAAGUUUCGUGAAAGCACGAAUGAAUUGCGAUUGCUAGGAGCCGAACGAGCUGAAAAAUCUACUGUUGUAGUGGAUAUUACAGUGGAUUCAACUGCUCCACUGCACGGAAACGUGUAUGCCGUAGUGGGCGCAAUCCAUGGAAUGUUCGAGGAAUGGUCAUUAGAUUGUGGAUUGUUCCACAUGAAGUCUCAAAUUGUAUAUUAUCUUCAUGCCGCUACUAGUGUUCUGGGGCUUACCGCAUAUUCGUCUCAAUAUGCUGCUGAGUUCCCUGACUGCAGGAAUUGUUCUUAUCAUGUCCGUCGUGGCGAUGGACUCGCUCUGAACGAAUUUCCAUCACCUUAUGCACAUCCUACGCGAAACUUCUCCGUCGACAAUCCUUUUUCUUUAUGGAAGGCGGUGGCAGGAUUACUGCAGUUUCAUGUGACGCCAACAUUAGCUGGUAGUACCAGUAAAGUAGCGAGGAUGUUGACAGUAUUUGGUGUUGGUUUGGGUGCGGGACGAUUGACUCUGAUGGCCGACGUCCAUCGUUUAUUAGGCAGAAAUUGGGAAAGACGACUGCGUCUGGAACAAGAUCAAAUUGAAAGAGUUGCGCAGAUCAUGUUCAGCAAUACGAAAACACCAGCACAGAAAAGUGUCAGUCUCAUUUCGGAAUUCGGAUUCACCCGAUGGACAAUAGAGCAGCUACCGCCUUCCAUUGGCCUCUUGCUGGGCAGUAUUAUUGUCGGACAACACACAUCCACUGAGUUGUUUCAAUUCAAAAGACCUCAGACGACAACGACUUUUCCACAACCUGAGGAAAUGGCACAAAUUGCCCGCAUUCGAUGGCCAAGGGAUGUGCGACGUGAUAAUGUUCGAUCCAUGUUGGACAGCACGAAGCCAGUUCUGAUUGCAACACAACAUCUCGAUGCCGGCACAGAUGGAGAAAUCCGAGAAGCUCAAGAACAGUUUCUAUCUGCCACAUGGACUCGAUACCUUUGCCAGUCGUUCGGCCGUGCUUUUUUUGAAUUCAGGACCACUCUACCUAACCCAACAGAACCAUUGUACGUCCCGGACUUAUGUUUAUCGGCGCGAAUUUAUCCAUCAAAUCUUACUUACGAUCUCACUGUGACAGAGCCAUUGAAGCAAUUGAAGGAAUGGGGUGAAUUCUACAACGGUACCGCAGCUGGGUUACGCAUAGUCGGUGCUGACGUGACCAAGGUAGACCAUGAGUGGUUAACGUUAUGCCACAGCAAUGAUAAGGUAUUAUUAUUACUCGUGCAAAUUGAAGCUGACAGAGCAUAA